Molecule: messenger RNA, 1837 nt
Organism: Amoebophrya sp. A120
Lineage: Eukaryota; Dinophyceae; Syndiniales; Amoebophryaceae
Source: the annotation of a GenBank genome assembly
UCUACAACUCGUGGCGGCUCCAUAUCGGUGCAGAAACUGGAACUGCCCCGGAGGGUCGUUCGGAAACAGAAAGGUAGAUCUGGUCGUUCUGCAUCUGCCUCUUCAAAAGCGGAACCGGUCGGGCGCGACUACCGGCGGGCACAAGCACCUUCCUCCUCCGCCCCGUCCGCACAGCAGCGACCUUUGGUCUCGUGGUGGGCACGCGAGGUGGAAGCUUUACUGAAAAGGGGCUUCACCGAUCGGGGGAGAAUGCUCGAAGCUUUGCGCAGAUCAGGAGGGGACGUGGAAAAGGCGGAGUUGCUUCUACGGGAGAGCGAUGGCCAUGUUGGUGAAGUAGAAGGGUGGGCCUAGUAUUAAAACGCUAGUAGCCCGUGAUGCCCGCCCCUUCAGCUGCGGGAGGGUGAUUUGUUUACAAGAAAUGCAUGCAUUCUGAAAGCUGAAAGAUCAUUUACUUUUACCCAUUACAUUGAAGUGAAAGAAAACUCGGAUCGUCCACAUGGAAUCUUGAUCUUUUGGCAGAGCAAGCACAUGCUUUAUGACCGAGUAGAGGUGGAAAACAAGUUGUUAAGGACACCCGGCGUCGUCCUCAUCAACUUUCCCGCCCGCAAAGGAUGUACAAAACAAGUUUUUAGCUCUUCCUACUUAUUGUAAACCUCAUCUCUCGACGACCUCGACACCGUCCUUGUGCGGAGUAUGAGUAAAAAGUAAACUCUACUUUAUUUAUUUUUCGAGUAGGGAUCAUGUAGUUGAUGGGGGAGAAGGAGAUGACGGUUUACCUUCCAAUGGAAAAAGAACUGAGCCGCCCGGAGCUUGUUGUACUUUUUUUGCGCUGUAGUUACUUAUGUGGUUCUACCUCAAGUGCUCAACCCCCUACUUCUACGUAAGAUGAUUUCUACAAUAACCAAGCUCCAACUAUAAUCUGUGUAUGAUUUUUGCUCACUGCCAGCAGACAAAGUUAUCGAACCUUUUUAUUCUCGCUGAUGUCUACUACUUUUCUAUCAUCUUUACUUUCGCAUUUUGUUUUCUUUACUCCCCCUUCCCCCGCGGGAUGGGUGAACUCGAAACGAUCGAAGCAUCGGACUCGUGGAGCGUAUUUUUAUUCGUCACUGUUGCAACCCACGCACAUCAUAGUACUCCCCCAUUUUUAUCAAUCUUUUUCGCAACGUUAACGUAAAGGAUCUUUGAAAGCGCACCCGAGUGAAAGAAACGCACGAGAACCUUCAUAUUGCGAGGAUACGUUUUUAGGCGGUCCGUACGACUGCGACGAGGCCUAGUCAUCAACAUCAACCGCACACAUUACAUCACGGAGACAAGGAAUCGCGCAAAGAAACUUGUGACACGCACCAGCUCCGAUCACACAGGCUAUAUCUUCACCGCAAGAUUUAGCUUCAUCUAAGAGCAGCCUAUUCAACGUUGACGCUUUUGAAAUCAAUCUAGCUUUGAACUAGAACUGCUUUUCCAUGUUGAGAAGCCUUUUACCAAGUCGGGCACAGUUUAUUUUGAACCAAAAAAGGAAUCGAGCUCGAGGUCCGUGGGGGAGGAUAGAGCUGAGGUGGUCCUUUGUAGAAGGACUACCUACGUUUCUCGUUCUUUCCUCUCGUAUACUCCUUCCCGGUUCCGAUGUACUUAAAAAACUGGCGCACACAUACUAUGAUUGAGGUUCUCUCCUUGAUAUUUGUUUCUGGGCGUCGUCAUCCAAGGAGCGUACCAUUUCAGGUUAUAAUUUGUGUGUCGACCGUCCGAUAUGGUGUCCUGCUUCUUGCAAGAAACCAAACUCUUUUGGCCAUGUUUAUUUUCGCGCGAGGGCUGUUGCGCUACUGACUCUACACUUCGUCGC